CUGGCGUAUUGCACCAGAGAUGCUUUAGAGAUCUAGCAUUUAAUCAUUUUAUUCCAAAGAAUAACGGCUAUGGCGACUAUACCAGGCCAAUUGGGUCGUGUCAGCUCCUUAUUUCCCUACGUUGAGAAAGACUGGUGGAAAGACGCUUUUAAUGAGACAUAUAUCUGGACCGACGGAGAUUGUGUGGAGGAUCCGGUCAUUACAGCAAAAGAAUGCGAUGAACUGCUGCACAUCCCCCGCAUCAAGCAACUCUUUCAAGAUGCCAGAGACUCUUCCCCAGUGCAGGUCCUGGAUCUGUGCUGCGGCCAGGGCCGGCACAGCAUCAACCUAGCGAAGCGCUUCCCAUCUGCGCACUUCCAUGGAAUUGAUCAAAGCACCUAUCUCCUCGAGCUAGCCCGUGAGCGAGCAAGGACCGAACAGGUAACCGGCAACACCAGGUUUGGAGCGGGCGAUGCGCGCCAGAUCCCUGUUGCAGGAAAUAGUUUUGAUGUGAUCAUCCUCCUUGGGAACUCCUUCGGACACGGUAGUGAACAAGACAACCUGCAAGUCACCCGGGAGGCCCACCGGGCCCUCAAACCAGGAGGUGUUUUAGUCAUUGACCAUGUGGAUGGUGAGUGGAUGCGGUCCAAUUCCACCCAGAGUGGAUGGGAAUGGCUCAAUACCGACCUUGUGACAACGGCGAACGAGCAUCUCCGCAGAAAAGCGAAUAGUAUGAAACUUCUGGCUUGUCGGGAGCGUGAACUGUCGCCAGAUAAGAAGCACCUUGCUAGCCGGGAGAUUGUGAUCGAUGUGGCAGCCCCGGCUGUGUACCAGGAUCUGUUCUAUUCCGUCCGGAUAUAUGACUUGGACGAAAUGGAGGAGCUCCUUCAUCGGGCCGGACUGUGCAUUCAGCACCAGGAUAUAAAGCAGCUCAGUGGUCCAAAGAGUGAGAUUGGUGCUGCAGAUGCGGGAAUGAUGGAGUACCGACAGUUGGUCGUUGCUUAUAAGCCAGGUGCAACAUCCGCACCACCUCCUCUUGUUCCUCAAGAUGUGAGCUUAUAUCUCCACCCACACUUGGUUCAGGACUAUGAUCCAAUAAAAGGCCGCUCAUUGCGCCUAUCAAACCCCGUUCCUGUUGGUACAGUCCUUAUGGCGGAUGCCCCAUAUGCCAUAGUUCCCGCAAACAACCCUACGACGCGCGACACUAUCAUGUGCAGCAAUAUUACUUGUCGUCGACAGGUGCCACAAGCUAUAGCCGUCCGUUGCCCCAAUACCUGCAUUGAUGAUGUUGCCUGGUGCGAUGACCAAUGUUAUACAGCAAGCCAAGAAGCCCACCACUUUGAAUGUGCGUGGCUCAAGCAACAUGGAGCCACGAUCCGCGAAAAUGAAGACGAAGACACUCUUGCUAUGCUCUGGAUCAUUAUCCGGAUGUACGCAGGGCGCCAUCGUGAGACAUGGGCUGGGACCCGCUCCCGGCCGGAUUACCCAUGGCAAGACAAGUUCCCAUAUGGGUGGAAAGCAAUGGAAGAUCUUCGCGGCAACAUGGAUCUCUGGCCACAGGCACAGCUUGACCGCUGGCGGAAACAGAUUGAAAUCUACCUUAGCGAUCAUCCCGGACUACCGGGUGUUGCGGAGGUCUUGACGCUCAUAUGUAAAGAAGAGGCUAACACCUUUGGACUUUAUCCUGGUGCCACAGGGUUGGUACCCCUGACGGGUGAGCCACAAAAGAGAGGUAUCCAAUACGGACUGGCCUGUUUCCCAAGAGCAACCAUGGCCAAUCAUUCAUGUUCGCCCAAUGUUUAUCAUGGACCAGAUGAUCGCAGUCGGAUGCUUUUUACUGCAUCAAGAGAUAUUGCCGCCGGUGAGGAAUGCUGCAUUGCUUAUUUCGAUCUGUCAAAGUAUGUGAAUUUCGAAGCAAGACAAAAACGGGUCCACGAUCUCUUUACCUUUGCCUGUACGUGCGAACGGUGCUUGAAGGAGGGCAAUGCAUGAACAGCAUCGCGUUCUCGCUCUCCUGGUAUAUAAUAAGCAACUGAUCAAAUGGCAACUGACUACUACUGAAAUUGGAUAUCAAAAAGCCUAGUCCUCAUGGAAUACUCCUAAGAGCCAUCCUCAAUUGCACUUCGUUGCUCUAACGCUUUGACAGUAUCUCAAUCGCGUAUUGGUUAAAGUAAUGCACUACAUACAUAUAGUUCCUUUAAGACAAAUACCAUGUCAAACGGCUCUACAUGACACCACACUUAUGGAGGUGGCAUGUCCAUAGACUACCUCCGUUUAAGACAAACACAC
Messenger RNA from Aspergillus ruber CBS 135680, 2268 nucleotides. Its product is annotated as S-adenosyl-L-methionine-dependent methyltransferase. Lineage: Eukaryota; Fungi; Ascomycota; Eurotiomycetes; Eurotiales; Aspergillaceae. Gene Ontology annotation, molecular function: protein binding. Bases 70 to 1971 code for a protein of 633 amino acids. The transcript has 2 exons. The record is from RefSeq and is a predicted model, not a curated record.